AUGCAAAGAGUCGGGAUGAACGCUUUUGCCUUUGUGCUGUACUUGUCACUCCCGGGAGCAAGCGCGUACAUGUCACGGUAUUCCUGCAACACGACUGCAGACCUGUUCAAGAGGCAGGGUCUGACGUCAGAAACCUUCUUGUGUGCCCCCUACGUCAACUACACAGUGGCGUGCGACCUCGAUGACGACCCUGCUCUUGGCUUCAACCCUAGCUGCAACAACACGUUCGCCGUCCAGGUUUAUGCCAACUUUGAGAGGGCCCUCAGUGUCUACAGCUGCAGAGACUACAGCAGGAUCUGGACUUGUGACAACUGCACUGUGGCGUACAAGAGAUGGCUCUGUUCGGCGUUGUUCCGAAAGUGCAAUCAAGACUACGAGUGCCCCGAAAACUUUACAAGUGAAACAUUAAUGCAAGAUUUCGGGUCGUUGGCUGACGCGGACUCUGCAGGAACAAACGCAAGGGCUAUCCCCGACUGCGUCAUGAAGACUUGCCAGGAUGUCUGCUACGACGUGGUCCGGAAGUGCCCCGUCCAUCUCGAGUUCCGGUGCCCUCCGGUCAAAGAUCUUCGAGAGUACGACAUCCGGACCUGCAACAACUUGGAGAGGCCGUCGACAGACAACGUGAAUGCUCUUUCCUCUGCCUCCAGUCCCGCAUGCCCCAGAUGCUAG
Messenger RNA from Guillardia theta CCMP2712, 669 nucleotides. RefSeq lists its product as hypothetical. Gene Ontology annotation, molecular function: calcium channel activity. Lineage: Eukaryota; Cryptophyceae; Pyrenomonadales; Geminigeraceae. The transcript is spliced from 10 exons. The record is from RefSeq and is a predicted model, not a curated record. Bases 1 to 669 code for a protein of 222 amino acids. Gene Ontology annotation, biological process: calcium ion import across plasma membrane.